Molecule: messenger RNA, 1845 nt
Organism: Coniosporium apollinis CBS 100218
Lineage: Eukaryota; Fungi; Ascomycota; Dothideomycetes
Exons: 4
Coding region: 1-1845 (614 amino acids)
Biological process (GO): cell-cell adhesion
Cellular component (GO): plasma membrane
Molecular function (GO): myosin binding
Source: RefSeq, a predicted model, not a curated record
AUGGAGAGCAUAAUACACGAGGACUCGCCCCUCGCGGCGUACUUAGAGGGAGAAGGGCACGGCGCACCGGAGUGGGCGGAACCCCACGAAGCCUCCGAAACGGACUCGCCUGAACGGCAGUCGUUUGCCCCCUCAGGACCUUCUAAACUAUCUACGAGGAUACGGAAUAAGCUUCCCCAGCCUAUACGGAUACACCUGACGGGUCAGAGCACGCUUGGGAGGAUACACACCGCCUGUUCGCGGGCGAUAAAUUCACGGCUCGGUCGAGCAGACAACGUCCGGUUCUUGGAACACUUCCGCUAUAUCAUCGUUGCGUCGCAGCUAUUGAGCGAGCACCCGGGACACACCUCCCUUAAGGCACCGAAUCCGCACACCAAUAGUAGCCAUGGCAUACCAGCCGCUGACUUUAGAGAUGCGUCGACGAAUGUCGGUGGUGCGGCUGCUACGGCCGUGGCUGCUUUUGCCUUGGUAUGGUUGCUGAACUGGGCGCGUGCCGGCAGGCAGUCAGGAUUCAGCAAGGGGAGACUUUCGCUGGUGCUGGCCGUCUUCGUUGUUGUGGCCACCAUUGGAUAUAGCUACCUGAGGCGGCAGUGGCUGCAGUAUGUCCGGCAGCAGGCCGUUAACACCGCGUCAACGCUCAUGGCGAAUCUGCAUGCCUUUGACGCGUCAACUUCGACUGCCCUGACCCUGAUUCAAGAAGUCGAGCUUGUAUCGCGCGGCUACCGAUUGAGUACACCUUUACCGCCGAUCACUCGACUGGAUGAAAAGGGCCAAAGCCGCCGAUGUGCUCGCCUGCGUCGGAACAUACGAAGCGCCUUCGCUGCCACAGUCCCUUCGCUGAGCGAAGAGUGCGGCAAUGUGCGCCGUCUAAUUGCAGAAGACGAUCUGGAGCGUUAUCUAGAAGUCUACGACAUCACAAACCCCGACCUGCACGAGGCGUCCCUAGGCUACUCAGACUCCGAAUUCGACGACCUCGAAUCCCUCAAGACCCUACGCAUACUCCAAUACCGCUUCAGCACGCUCAGACGAGUCUUUCUUUGUUCUUUGCUAUCGCUGGAGGCUGAUGGCGGAUCACCUGACUUCGCGCGCUGGUCCUCCGCGGUGGAGUCUAUAGUCAAGAUCUCUGCGCUAAGUGCCGAGUGGAGCGAGAAGAUCAACAGCGUCCUGAACGAGGAAGAACAAUUUACCGUGCCACCAACGCCGAAGGCGCCUGUUACGCCAGGCCGCCAACGUCUCCGCGCACAAGUCCGCAAGCUCAGCGCCCUGUCGCAGGGCAUCAAGGGCCUGCAGGCCAAAAUGCAGAUUCUGCGCGAAGAGUCGGCCCGGAGCCUCGAGGAGUCUGAAGAUAUCUCUGAUCUCGGCGCGAGCCUGAUGGCGCAGUAUGAAUCCAUCGGCGCAGACCUAAAGAGCCUAAUGCAGGCAUGGGAAAGCGGAAAGGCUUCUCUGGCGCUCAACAUCGACCGCCGCGAGCGACGCGUAUCCCAGGCCUCAAGUGGCCUGCGCUCGCCGGUGCCGAGUCUGGGCGGCCUGACGGUUGUGGAUGAGGGCAGUCCGUCCGAUGCGCUGCGCGCGCUCAAUGGAGAGGUGCCGGAGCACUCUGGCCCAUCGAGCACGUCGGGUAGUGCAUCUGACGAGGAAAUUUUCGAGGCGAUUGCCAUCCCACGACAACGGAAUAGACUGUCCAUGACGCGAGAAGAACGCAUGGCGAAGAUGCACGAGGACCAAGCUCGGCAGGCUUCUUUCCGCGAGCAGAGAGAGGCCAACACGAACAUGCUUAAGGAGCUGGAGUCGGUCAUCAAUCUGCGGCCGAAUCGGCAGGCGAUGGGGCGAGUGACGUCGAUAUGA